This is a messenger RNA of Capsella rubella, 1942 nucleotides long. RefSeq names its product D-xylose-proton symporter-like 1. Gene Ontology annotation, biological process: transmembrane transport. Gene Ontology annotation, cellular component: membrane. Gene Ontology annotation, molecular function: fructose transmembrane transporter activity. Bases 181 to 1710 code for a protein of 509 amino acids. The transcript is spliced from 14 exons. The record is from RefSeq and is a predicted model, not a curated record. Lineage: Eukaryota; Viridiplantae; Streptophyta; Magnoliopsida; Brassicales; Brassicaceae.
UAUUAUCACCCUGGCAUACUUGUCCUCUCCUCUCCCUUCCCUUCCCUUCCUCACGUUUCUCUCCUCUGCAAAUUCAAAGCUCGUUGAGCUCAAACCGUACAACUUAAUACGUUCGAACCCAGAGCGAUAUCUCCUUUAGCAAAACCACACUCACGGGAUCCAUAUCAAGCUUCCGUAACCAUGGGGUUUGAUCCCGAGAGGCAAUCGAUCUCCUUCGCUGGACAGAUUGGUGAUUCUUCUUCAGGUGGGAUUAGUGCUGAAAAGGAACCUCUGAUAAAGGAGAACCACAGCCCAGAAAACUACUCUGUUCUUGCAGCCAUUCCUCCGUUUCUCUUUCCAGCUCUUGGAGCUUUGCUUUUUGGUUAUGAAAUUGGUGCUACAUCUUGUGCAACCAUUUCUAUUAAGUCGCCUACCCUAAGUGGAAUUUCAUGGUACGACUUGUCUUCAGUGGAUGUUGGUAUAAUGACUAGUGGCUCGCUGUAUGGUGCCUUAAUUGGCUCCAUGGUCGCAUUUAGUGUUGCCGACACUAUAGGAAGAAGAAAGGAGCUGAUUUUGGCUGCAUUCGUGUAUCUUGUUGGAGCCAUUGUGACUUCAGUAGCACCUGUCUUUUCCGUACUGAUAAUUGGUCGAGUUUUGUAUGGCAUCGGGAUUGGACUGACAAUGCACGCGGCUCCAAUGUACAUUGCAGAGACUGCUCCAAGUCAGAUACGUGGACGGAUGAUAUCGCUAAAGGAAUUCUCCACUGUCCUUGGGAUGGUUGGAGGUUACGGAAUCGGUAGCCUUUGGGUUACGGUUAUUUCUGGUUGGCGUUACAUGUACGCAACAAUUCUCCCUGUGCCAGUUAUUAUGGGAAUUGGAAUGUGUUGGCUACCAGCUUCUCCUAGGUGGCUUUUAUUGCGCGCUCUCCAGGGAAAAGGUAAUGGGGAGAAUCUUCAACAGGCUGCAAUUAAGUCUCUUCGGCGUCUAAGAGGCCCUGCCAUAGCUGACUCAGCAGCUGAACAAGUAAACGAGAUAUUGGCUGAACUUUCCUCUGUGGGUGAGGACAAAGAAGCUACAUUUGCUGAUUUAUUUCGAGGCAAAUGCUUGAAAGCUCUCACUAUAGCAGGAGGGUUAGUCUUGUUCCAACAGAUAACUGGACAACCAAGUGUACUUUAUUAUGCACCAUCAAUACUGCAGACUGCCGGCUUUUCUGCUGCAGCUGAUGCAACUCGGAUCUCAAUUCUGCUUGGUGUAUUGAAGGUAUUCAUUUUUGUCCAUCAGUUGGUUAUGACAGGAGUUUCUGUUAUAGUGAUUGACAGGCUUGGAAGGAGACCUUUACUUCUUGGUGGUGUUAGUGGCAUGGUGGUCUCAUUGUUCCUCCUGGGGUCCUAUUACAUCUUUUAUAAUACUGCACCAGCUGUUGCUGUAGCUGCGUUGCUACUCUAUGUGGGCUGUUACCAGCUAUCCUUUGGUCCUAUUGGUUGGCUGAUGAUUUCGGAGAUAUUUCCCUUAAAACUAAGAGGUCGAGGAAUCAGUCUUGCAGUGCUUAUUAAUUUCGGUGCAAACGCACUUGUGACAUUCGCGUUCUCACCUCUUAAGGAUCUGUUAGGAGCUGGAGUGUUGUUCUGUGGAUUUGGAGUGAUAUGCCUACUGUCUCUCUUCUUCAUCUACUUCAUUGUGCCUGAGACAAAGGGUCUCACUCUUGAAGAAAUCGAAGCCAAAUGUCUCUAAAAGGUUUCUCAUCUAAGCUCCAUUUUCUCUGCUGCUUCAUUGCUUGAGGCUAUGGAUCACAAAUGCAGCAACCGCAGGUCGGAAAGUGGCGGGCGGAAUUUUCACUGUAUGGAUAAAAAGAAUUGGUGCAGCUCGCGGCAAAACUUUAAUAGAUGCUUUGGACAAAAUGUUUGCUUAAUUUUGUAUUUUAAAAUGUAAGAAGAUACACACACAUUUAAAAUUUUGUUCUAUA